AUGGCGGGAAACUCGUCGGCCGCGCGUCGACGACGAGAUUUGGAAAGAAAGUCGUCCCGUAGAAAACGAUUUUUAAAAGGACGAAAAGGUCAUGUAGAGAAAGAUUUGACAAGCUAUAUAAAGAUUUUAAAAGGCGCGAAAGCCAAGAGAAGAACAGAAGUCGAGUAUGAUGAGAUUCACCAGGCCCUAACAGACAUUCAUGAACUGAUAACAGAUUAUGAAGAAGAGAGAGGUGAGAAAGAGAAGAAGGAGAAAGAGCAGGCAGAGGAAAUGAGAAGAAGAGCUGCAGAGAGAUUGGGGGAAACAGAGAAGCGAAAACAAAUGAGCAAUGAUGAUGAUGAUAAUGAUAAUGAUGAUGAUGACGAGGAGGAGAGUGGUCCAACACCAAAAAAGAGGAGAAGUACUGCAAGUAUGUCUGACCUCUUAGAGCAGUGUAUCACAAGAAAAAAGAAGGAGAAUGAAGCCCAGCAAGUGUUGAGAGAGAGGGACUUGGAUGUUCAGCAGCAAUUCCAAGCCAUGAUGCUGCAACAGCAUCAGCAAGUGCAGCAACAGCUGCGGCAUCAACAACUGCAACAACAGCAGUUUCAGCAGCAGCAGCAGCAAGCAAUGCAUUUGAGUAUGGUACAAACACUUGCUGAAUUACUUAAAAAGAAUUAAGUAGGAGUAGCAAAUAUUUUUAACAUUUUUUAUAUGCUUUUGAAAGCAUCUUUAAAAAAUGAUUACUUAUAAAAUGUACUUACAUUUGGUAUU
This is a messenger RNA of Exaiptasia diaphana, 750 nucleotides long. RefSeq lists its product as uncharacterized. Lineage: Eukaryota; Metazoa; Cnidaria; Anthozoa; Actiniaria; Aiptasiidae. The record is from RefSeq and is a predicted model, not a curated record. The coding region runs from base 1 to 657 and encodes 218 amino acids. The transcript has 2 exons.